AGAGACAGAGACUUAGAGAGAGAGAGUUAGAGAGAGACAGUCUUAGAGAGAGAGUUCGAGGGGGUCUUCGCUCGUUGUUGCAGUCAGCCGAGGGACAAAAUGGGCCGACAUGCUUUCUCUCUCUCUUUUCCUCUUUCUCUGCAACCUAAUAAACCUGCCCUUCUCAAUUCUCUUUCUAACCAACGCACUUAAGAGAGAGAGUGACUUAGAGAGAGAACAGUUACAGGGAUAGGUGACUUUAGAGAGAGAACAAAUAAAUGGAGGGAGGACUUGUAGAGAGAAUUUAGAGAGAGAAAAAAUAAGGCUUUUAAUAACAAGCAGUCGUUAUGAAUCUCAAAGAGACCCAUUAAUGGAGAAUGCCCAAUUGCUUUUAGGGAAGAAAGCAGAAGGGCAACUUGGCUUUCAAAUCCCUUUCCUGGUUGCGGUGUUUAUCUCAGAGAGUGCAGAGUCGAUAGUAUUCUUAGGGAAAAUCAAAUGGGCAAACAGGGUCCUUGCUGCCAUUGUGGUGUUACAAGUACUCCACUAUGGAGAAAUGGACCAGCAGAUAAGCCAGUGUUGUGCAAUGCAUGUGGGUCAAGAUGGAGGACAAAAGGUAGUCUAGCAAACUAUGCUCCAUUACAUGCUCGUGGAGUCUCUCCCAUUGAUACCGAGAAUCACAAAAGUCCUAGAGUGGACAAAUCACCUUGUAGAUCAAGGCCACCUCAAUUUUCAAUGAGAACAAAUCAAGAUGAUAGGCAUGCAGAGAGAAUUGAAAGGCUUCAAGGAUAUGACCCUGGUCCAAAGGGUCUUGAAGAUGAUACAAGCAAUAGGUCUAGUUCGGGGUCUGGGAUAUCCUACUCUGAGAGUUGUGUUCAAUUUGGAAGCACAGAUGUCAAUGAUGUGACAGGUUCAGCACAAUCACAUGUAUGGGACUCGCACGUACCUUCAAAAAAGAGGACAUGUAUCACACGCCAAUAUUUGUCUCCAGUUGAAAAGCUCAGAAAAGAUCUCUGUGAAAUUCUACAUGAGCAGGAUUCCUCCCAACUAUCUGGAUAUUCUGAAGAUGAUGUUCUGCUUUUUGAUAGUGAAACCCCAAUGGAUUCUGUAGAGAUCGGCCUUGGCAGUGUUCUUAUUAAACAUCCACUUUCAACAUCAGGAGAAGAGGAAUCAGAAGCAAGUUCACUUGUGGCUGAAAGCAGAUGCUGCAUUGUAAAUGAGGCCUACUCAGGGUCUUCAUUGUUUCCUGCGCCAACCCUGAACAGGGAAAGAGGUUCAAUUCAAGUUGAUGAUAAUGCAGUGAAGUUCAGAGAAGGGGAGAUGGACCGGAUUUUUCAUGAGAAAAUGCAUACUCUCGCAAAUGAACCUUUGGAGAGCUUGCAUUCCAAUAAUUUUGACACUCUAGGCAGAAAUGACUCUGCUUCAAGAUACAUUGAUCCAAAUGUAAAAAAGAAUAAUGAAUUUGCUGAAGGCAAAGGGGUGCCUUCCUGCUCAUCUGGUCUUGUUGCGGGUGGUGUCUCCACAGCAGUCAAGAGACCUCUUGAUUGGGAAGUUUGCAAAAGCAUUGAAGGUGCAAUAGAGAAGCCAAAGAGCAGCCUGAAGAGGCCUUAUAGUUGCGAUGAUUUGAGUGGUCAUCCAACUAAGUUUCAAAGAAUUCAUAGUGGUGCCAAUAAAUCUGUGAGAAGUGGAGAAUUUUCUGAUCAAAAGGAGCUUCUGCAAAAUGAUGGGUUCCUAUCUGAACCUUGCAGCAAAGCUCCAUCUUAAAAUUAAGGCAUCUUUCCCUUUGGAAAGGAAGAUUUAGAGGCUAUGCUUUGUAAAGGCUUUUCAUCUAAGAGUGUAUUAUAGCAAUUUCCCAGGCAUUGUGAAUAGCUUUCUUCAUGCUGUUCUAUCAGUGCAUCCCCAAGAUGGUUUUCGAGAUUGGUUUUCAUUCCCUCAAGAACUAGUGAGAUAAUAUAAGGCCAUGCCUUUGCAUUGUUCAUGUGCAUAGCAUGUUGGAGAUUGCCCGGUUCAGUCUCUAGGCAUGUCAACAAAAGUUAGUACUUUUUACACGGAUACAAAUUUAGUUUUUUCUCAUGUCAUGGUGUGGAUAGUUGUAUAUGUUCUUGUUGUCAGAGAAUGCUUAGUGGUGAUACUUAUCCUUUAUCCAUCGAGAAAGCAAUGUAUCUUUUUUCUUGGUUAUCGAAGUUCGUGGAUGAGAGAUUUGAAUGAUAA
Amborella trichopoda is the source of this 2187-nucleotide messenger RNA. RefSeq names its product GATA transcription factor 26. Gene Ontology annotation, biological process: regulation of DNA-templated transcription. The record is from RefSeq and is a predicted model, not a curated record. NCBI's taxonomy places the organism in Eukaryota, Viridiplantae, Streptophyta, Magnoliopsida, Amborellales, Amborellaceae. Gene Ontology annotation, molecular function: zinc ion binding; sequence-specific DNA binding.